Paramecium tetraurelia is the source of this 738-nucleotide messenger RNA. RefSeq lists its product as uncharacterized. The record is from RefSeq and is a predicted model, not a curated record. The transcript has 3 exons. Lineage: Eukaryota; Ciliophora; Oligohymenophorea; Peniculida; Parameciidae.
AUGAAUUUUUCAUAAUGUCCAGACGAAUUCCAAAUUGAAGAACAACAAUUCAUUAGAGUGCCACAAAGAUCAUCUUUGGGUAGUUUCAAUUUUGAGGAUUUAGAUACCAAAUACAAGUUUACCUAUCCCACGAAUGAAAAAUAGAAUGAGACCAAAAGAAAUCAACUCAAUCAAACUCCUCCUCCCUCAAUCAAACAGAAUUUACAAUACGAUAUAGAGAGAAAUUAUAAGCAGCAGAUUGAACUACCUCCUCAACUCUCCAAAUCUCCAAAGCAAUCCCUUACAUUUAGAGACCAAGGCAAAAUAUAGGUGGGCAACCAAUAGCAAAUAGAGAAACCUCAAAAGGAAAUUAAAUCAAUCCUGAACUUCUAAGUAGAUACCAAAUUCAUCAACAUGAAACCAAGCAAGAAGAGAAAUCAAAAACCUAUUCUACCUCAAUUUCAAUAAUAAUAAUAAUGCAAACGACCUUUGAUGAUACAGAGCAAUCCGAAAUACUAGAGAGUUUCUCCAUAGAAUCAAAACAAGAGGGUUUCUCCUUAAAAUUACAAUAGGAGUCCAAUUCAGAAUAAUAUCAAUAAGAAUUACUCUGAAAUAACUUUCCAAUAGGAGCCGAAACUCCUCAUUCAAUUGAAAUUGAUCUCCAAAGAUCAAUAAAGUGGUUUGGUAACAAAGAACUUUGCGAAGGAGAAGUAAGUAGAAAGAUUGUGUAAUUUAUAAAGACUUCAUAAUCGAAUGUGA